UUGCGUGCACUACUACAAUAAGCUCGGUCGAGACGUGUUUCAAAGUCAAUGUGAAAAAAGUGUAAAAUUCAAUUCAAUUUUUGAAAACAAAAAAAGCUAAGCAAGCCAACCGAAAACAUUUUAUUGCAAUUCACUUUAUCACUAAGCGCAGAAAGACACCGAUAUCGAUGUCUCCGCAAUUAGAGAAUGCUUAAGUUACCAAAGGGCUUAAAAAAGAAAAAGAAGAAGUCGAAAAAGGAUCAAGAACUCUUCACCGAAGAGGAGCUCGAACAGUAUAAGCGCGAGUUAAAAGCUAAGCAGGAGGCAGCCGCUGCUAAAUCGGACGCUGGUGAAUCGGACGCAGCAUCAGACGUUGAGGGUUUAGCACCAACUGCAGCAUCCACUUCCAGCACAGCUCCUGCGCAUACCGAAACAACUGAGGCAAACGCGGAUACCAGCGCUAACGGCGGCGCAGCGCCUGCCGCAGCUGCAAAGAGUGCCGAACAGGACGAAGAGUGGGCCAAGUUCAAAGCGCUUACGUCCGGCGUCGAUUCUAUUUUACAUAAAACUCAAGACGAGUUAGAUCGUAUUAAGAAAGAGUCUUUCUAUCAACGUUUACCAUCGGCGGCAGAGAAAAAACGACUCGAAGAGGAAGAAGCUGCACGUCGUGAGGCGGAACGUUUGGAAGAAGAACGUCGUAAGGCAGCCGAAUUAGAGGCACAACGUGACAAAUUAGCCGAAGCUGUAGUCGAACUCUCCGAAUCGGAAGGCGAACAGGACGAAGAGGUCGAUGAUAUCUUCGCUACUGACUAUAUAGAGGCGAUAACUAGUGGAGAGGUACAAUUAGCUGUUGUACCUGAGUCGCCGGUAUUGGAAUUUGACGACGGUCCUGAUCCGUUCGAUACAGCAUAUGCAGAAAAAGUUAUUGUUGGCGCAGAUAAGGCUAAGGGUAAUAAGAAACUCGUCAGCCUUGGUGCGGCGGUUGAAGUCCUCUCGGGGCGUGUGGAUCGUGAGCACGCACUUGCGCUUGCCAAACCUAAACGGAAGCUACGAAAAGGUAUACAGAACCUAUUGCUGAGCGAGAGUAUUGAUCUUGCCGAUCAGGAAGUUGAAAUAGUUGCUGCUGAACCACAGAAAAAUUUACUUGACGAGCUUGUUGAUGAUGUACCAGCGUCAGAUGCACCAAUUGAUUUGAGUGUUUCAUUACAUUUGCAUUUGAUACAACAUAAAAAACCAGAAGAAGAAGAGGAGGAGGAAGCGGUAAACGACACCGGCUUACCGGAUUUGUCAGAAUUCGAUGCACUUAAAGACGAUGAUGAUGAUGAGUUUGCUGAAUUAGCAGCCGAAUCGUUAACCAAAAAAGAAGAAAUAAAAGUUAUCACACAGAUACCACUUCCUCAAGCCGAAGUACUUUCAGAAGUUGUAGACGCAGAUUGGGCAGAAUUUGAGCAAGUACCCGAAGAGGAAGCAACCAGUGAAGCUAAACCAGCACGUCCUCCACCACCAGCUAGACCUGCCUCUGGUCCGCACUUAGUUGCAGGUGCCAUAUACAUAAGUGACGACGAAGAAGAUUACGCUGCUGACGAUCCAUUCAAUACUGCAUACGCUGAGCAAGUCAUCAAAAAGACUACCGUACUAGAAGAAGACGACGACUUUGAUCCACGGGCCGAGGAAAAAUCUGUACCGCCCGUCAAACCGCCACCACCAGCUGCAAACUUAUUAUCACAGCCAACACGUGAUUUGUUGGGUGGCAGCACUACUGAUUUGUCCAAGGUUGGUCCUGCACCCAUAGCCCCUACACAGGAGGUUGAGGAGGACCCAGCCGAUUUUGAUCCAUUCGAUACUUCUGCAGUCAGUGCAAUCGUUCAACCCAAGGCGACGGAGUUAAAGUUCUUGGAGCGUGAACUCUUACCUGAAAGUAAUCUUAAGCAUUCACUUAGUGAUCCAGACUUUGAUCCACGUGCAGACGAACCAGCACCAGUUCCAACAAAGGCUGUAGUGCCACCACCUCGUCCGGCCGCACCACCUGUGCAAACUCAAAAUAAUAAUUCGACUAUUGAUUUUGAUACUGCACGACGCAAGUCUUCCUUAAGCUUGAAUAUCCAAUCAAAAAGUGUUGGCUUCUUGGUUCCUUCACAAGAUUUGCUUGGUGCCGCGAAUGACGGUCACGGCAACAAGAAACCAUUGACACCUUAUUACGCACCGACUGGAUCAAAAGAAACAAUUAGUGAAAAAGAGGCAGAAGAUCCUUUCGACACCUCAUACGUACCAGAAGCGAAACCAAGCCAGGUUGAACUGAAGCAUCUCGAAGAAGAUUUACUAACAAAAAAUACUCUAAAACACAGUCUAUCCGAUCCCGAUUUCGAUCCACGUGCUCCACCUACACCGGUGCCGGCAGAGGAGCUAUUAGCAGUAAAAGAAGAUAUAAAGGCGAAGGUGCUGACACCAUCUCAAGAGAGUAAAGACCUAACGGACGACGCUCUUGAGUACAUAGACCCAUUCGACACAUCUAUUGCGUCUAAUUUGCAACCAGGCAGAGCAGAGCUAAAACUUUUGGAGAGUGAAUUGCUACCUCCUACGGCUCCACAGAUUACAACUGGUGUGCUUGAUACGCAGACAGACGCACAAGAACUCGGUCUAGGCGAUAAGGUGUUAACACCUUCGGUACCUGUAAAACAACUUACACUUCCCGAAGAAGUUGAUCCGUUUGACACUUCAAUUGCGGAGAAUUUGGCACCAGGCGCAACCGAAAUCAAGUUAUUGGAGAGUGAAUUAAUUGAGCGUUAAACUUCAUACAAAUAAUUCGA
Messenger RNA from Bactrocera latifrons, 2786 nucleotides. Its product is annotated as protein stoned-A. The record is from RefSeq and is a predicted model, not a curated record. Lineage: Eukaryota; Metazoa; Arthropoda; Insecta; Diptera; Tephritidae. The coding region runs from base 187 to 2766 and encodes 859 amino acids. The transcript is spliced from 3 exons.